AUGACCACGGAACAGACUCCAUCUAAAGAGCAAGCAGCUCAAACAACUGAAGCUGAAAAAACAUCUGGAGAAUCCAAGCUUAAGUUAAACGUUUAUGUCACAGGCUUUGGCAUGGAUGGCACUGAAGACGACAUCAAACAAAUUUUUUCAGGGUUUGGUCAGAUAGAAUCCAUCAAAGUUGUUCAUUCUUUAAAAAAUCCACAAAUACCUCCAUAUGCAUUCAUAAAAUUUACAAACGAAAAGGAUGCUGAAGCCUCAUUAGCAAAGAAUAAUUGUAAGUAUGGUACAAACGUUCUUAAGGUCGAACUUGCCAAGCGUGAUAGAGGCUAUACAAAAGAGGAAGCACGUCUAAUGCCAUUCAAGGGAAUGCCACAACGCAACCGCAAUGAUGAUCGCGAUAUGCGCGAUCGCAGACCGGAUGACCGUGAUCGUUUUGCAAGAUAUGACAGAUACAAUGAAGAUCCACGUUAUGAUUAUGACAGAUACAACGACCGCCUCAGAUAUGAUAUGCCUCCAAGAUAUCCUGCAUAUGACAGAUACAACGAACCACGCUACGAUUACGAUGAUAGGGCAAUGAUGGCAAGGCCUCGUUACGAUCAAGAUCCAGCUUAUGGUUAUGAUGACAGGAGGAGACCAGACAUGUAUUAUGACCGCCGCGAUUAUAUUGACUAUCGUCCAAGGUAUUAA
Molecule: messenger RNA, 687 nt
Organism: Trichomonas vaginalis G3
Lineage: Eukaryota; Parabasalia; Trichomonadida; Trichomonadidae
Product: eukaryotic translation initiation factor 3 subunit G family
Exons: 1
Coding region: 1-687 (228 amino acids)
Molecular function (GO): RNA binding
Source: RefSeq, a predicted model, not a curated record